Molecule: messenger RNA, 4455 nt
Organism: Nerophis lumbriciformis (worm pipefish)
Lineage: Eukaryota; Metazoa; Chordata; Actinopteri; Syngnathiformes; Syngnathidae
Source: RefSeq, a predicted model, not a curated record
AUGACCACCCUGUCAGCAACGCUGAGCCGGUCGAUGAUGCCCUUUGGCUUGAUGCGGCGAGAGCUGGCGUGCGAAGGCUACCCCAUCGAGCUGCGCUGCCCGGGGAGCGACGUCAUCAUGAUCGAGACAGCCAAUUAUGGACGCACAGAUGACAAGAUCUGUGACGCAGACCCCUUCCAGAUGGAGAACGUGCAGUGCUACCUGCCCGACGCUGUCAAGAUCAUGUCGCAAAGGUGUAACAACCGCACUCAGUGCGUGGUGGUGGCCGGGUCCGACGUCUUCCCCGACCCGUGCCCCGGGACUUACAAGUACUUGGAGAUCCAGUACGAGUGCGUCCCCUACAAAGUGGAUCAAAAAGUCUUUGUGUGCCCGGGGACGCUGCUGCGCGUGCAGGCACCCAGCUCUUUGCAGGAGGCCGAGCACCAGGCGGGCGCGUGGUGCAAGGACCCGCUCCAAUCCGGGGACCGCCUCUACGUCAUGCCCUGGACCCCCUACCGAACCGACAUGCUCUUCGAGUACGCCUCCUGGGAGGACUUCAAACAGAGUCGAGCUACUACUACCUACAAGUUACCUAACAGAGUGGACGGUACGGGCUUCGUGGUGUACGACGGCGCAGUCUUUUACAACAAGGAGCGCACACGCAACAUCGUCAAGUACGACCUUCGCACGCGCAUCAAAAGCGGCGAGGCCAUCAUCACCAACGCCAACUACCACGACACGUCGCCGUACCGUUGGGGCGGCAAGUCGGACAUCGACCUGGCGGUGGACGAGAACGGCCUGUGGGUGAUAUACGCCACAGAGUCCAACAACGGACGGCUGGUGGUCAGCCAGGUGAACCCUUACACGCUGCGUUUCGAAGGCACGUGGGAGACCAGCUUCGACAAGCGCGUAGCGUCCAACGCCUUCAUGGCGUGCGGCGUGCUCUACGCCGUGCGCUCUGUCUACCAGGACGACGACAGCGAGGCGGGCGGUGACCUGCUCAUGUACGCCUACAACACCAACCACGGCCGCGAGGAACCCGUCAACAUCGCCUUCCCCAACCCAUACCAGUACAUCUCCUCGGUGGACUACAACCCGAGGGACAACCAACUCUACGUGUGGAACAAUUACAACGUGCUGCGCUACCCGCUGGAGUUCGGGCCGCCGGACCCUACCGCAGGUCCUUUGACCAGCACGCAAGUGACCACCACCCUCGCGGCCCGGCCCUUCGCCUCCAGCCCCAGCCCCACCACCGCCCGGCCUGUGGCCCCAACGCUGCGGCCCAUCGGCUCCAUUAACAAACAUCCCGACCUUCGGCCCAUCACGGCCACCGUGCCCGUUACCCGCUGGACGCCGCCAUCCUCGCAGGGUCCCCACGUUUGUGAAAGCAAGACGGAGCGCGGUGUCCAAUGGCCCACCACGCUGAGAGGGGAGACGGUGGACCGACCGUGUCCUAAAGGAUCUCUUGGCAUCGCUUCCUUCCAGUGUUUGGCCGAGCAGGUCAUGUGGAACCCGCGCGGUCCUGACCUGAGCAACUGCACCUCCCCGUGGGUCAACCAGGUAGCCCAGAAGAUCAAAAGCGGCGAGAAUGCGGCGAACAUCGCCGGCGAGCUAGCCAAUCACACGCGAGGGCGGAUCCAGGCAGGGGACAUCAGCUCGUCGGUGCGACUCAUCGAGCAGCUCCUGGACAUUCUGGACGCCCAGCUGCAAUCCCUCAGGCCCGGGAACAAGGAGUCGGCCGCACGCAACUACAACAAGUUCCAGAAGCGAGAGCGGACGUGUAGGGCCUACAUCCAGGCUGUGGUGCAGACGGUGGACAACCUCCUGCGCCCUGAGGUACUGCUCUCCUGGCAGGACAUGAACAGCACAGAGCAGGCACACACGGCCACAAUGCUGCUGGACAUCCUGGAGAAAGGAGCCUUCCUGCUGGCCAACAACAUGUACGGGAGUCGAUUCUCUGACAAGGCGGCUAACAUAGAUUUGGAAGUGCACGUCUUGAGCACUGAGGGAGACCUGCAAGACUUGUCUUUCCCGCUAAAUCACGACAACGACAGCACCAUCCAUCUGUCGGCAUCUACGAUCAAGCAGUACAGUCGCAAUGGGCAAGUGAAGGUGGUGUUCAUCCUGUAUAAGAAUCUGGGCUCCUUCCUGUCCACCGAGAACGCCACAGUUAAGAUGGACGCGCAGUCGGCCCACGGCCGGAGGCGCCUUGCGGUCAACUCCCACGUCAUCUCGGCCUCCAUCAACAAAGAGUCCAGCCGUGUCUUUCUCACCGAGCCGGUGGUCUUCACACUAAAACACCUACAGAUGGAGAGCUACUACAGUCCAAACUGCUCCUUUUGGAACUAUUCUGAGCGCUCCAUGACAGGCCAGUGGUCCACACAGGGCUGCAGGCUGAUGGACACCAACGGCACGCACACCACCUGUUCGUGCAGCCACCUCACCAACUUCGCCGUGCUCAUGACGCACCACGACACUGACUUCCAGGGAAGAAUGCACGAGCUGAUUCUGUUCGUCAUCACCUGGGUGGGGAUUGUCAUCUCGCUGGUGUGCCUGGCCAUCUGCAUCUCCACUUUCUGCUUCCUGCGAGGCCUGCAGACCGACCGCAACACCAUCCACAAGAACCUGUGCAUCAACCUCUUCAUCGCUGAGCUGCUCUUCCUCAUCGGUAUCGAUAAGACCGACUAUCAGAUCGCCUGUCCCAUUUUCGCCGGACUCCUGCAUUUCUUCUUCUUGGCCGCCUUCUCGUGGAUGUGUCUGGAGGGCGUGCAGCUCUAUCUCAUGCUGGUGGAGGUGUUUGAGAGCGAAUACUCCCGCAAAAAGUACUACUACCUGUGCGGCUACUCCUUCCCCACGCUGGUGGUGGGCAUCUCGGCGGCCUUAGACUACAGGAGCUACGGGACCAAGAAAGCAUGCUGGCUGCGGGUGGAUAACUACUUCAUCUGGAGCUUCAUUGGACCCGUUUCAUUUGUUAUUACGAUCAACCUCGUCCUGCUGAUGAUCACUUUACACAAGAUGAUUCGAAACUCGUCGGCACUCAAGCCUGACUCCAGCCGUCUGGAUAGCAUCAAAUCGUGGGUUUUGGGGGCCAUCACCCUGUUGUUCCUCUUAGGGCUGACUUGGGCGUUCGGCCUAAUGUUCAUCAAUGAGAACUCGCUAAUCAUGGCGUACCUCUUCACCACUUUCAACGCUUUCCAGGGCAUGUUCAUUUUCAUCUUCCACUGCGCUCUUCAGAAAAAGGUCCACAAGGAGUACAGUAAGUGCCUGCGCCACUCCUACUGCUGCAGUCGCGCGUCCACCAGCAGCUCCCACGGGGCCAUGAAGAACUCGGGGCUGCGCGCCAACAACCGGUACUACAGCGGCAGCCAAGCUCGCCACGCGGCAGCCCACAGACAGAGUCGGAUCCGCCGCAUGUGGAACGACACAGUUCGGAAGCAGACGGAAUCGUCCUUCAUGGCGGGGGAUAUCAACAGCACGCCCACGCUCAACAGGGCAGCCAUGGGCAACCACCUUCUGGCGAACCCGGUGCUGCAGACUCGCAGCGGCACGUCUCCGUACAACACGCUACUGGCUGAGAGCUUCACACCGCCCUCACCUGGUGUCUUCAACUCUACCGGAACUUUCCGAGACCCAAAGAUCACGUCCAAAGCCCGCGACCCCUGCGGAAUGGAGACCCUGCCGCUGAACGGCAACUUCAACAACAGCUACUCCCUGCGAGCCGGCCCGGGGAGCGGCGGCAGCUGUGACUUCCUAAGCGGCGGGGGCGGAGACAGCCCCCCACCCCUGCUCAACCCACGCACCUCGGAGACGCUGGGCGGCGGUCGGCGGAAUCUCUCUGACGCGGCGGCCUUUGAGAAGAUGAUUAUCUCUGAGCUGGUGCACAACAACUUGCGAGGUGGCGACGGCAGCGACAGGGUAUGCGCGAGCUUAGCCGGAGGGCACCCUCGGGGAGCCGCCGUCCCCGAGUCGGGCGACCAGGACGGUGACUUUACGAGGGAAGGCAGGCAACGCCCGCCGCAGGAUGUAGAGCUGCUGUACAAAGCGCUGGAGGAACCUCUGCUCUUACAACGAGCUCAGUCCGUCCUCUACCAGAGCGACCCCGACGAGUCAGAGAGCUACGCGGCCGACCUGACCGAGAGUUUGGGCCACAGCGGUCAGAGUUCCGGCGGGCAGACGGGCAACCGAGCGCCGGACUCACCCGCCCGGGACUCCCUGUACACCAGCAUCACCAACCUUCGAGACUCGCCCUACCCGGAAAGCAGUCCAGAGCCCCUGGAGGUGGCGCCCCGAUCGGCCCAGCCCCCCGAAGAACUGUACUACAGCUCCGGGAGGCCCGCCUUGGGCUCUCGCGGCGCCCCCAUGCAGACCUUCUACCAAGCCCAGCCCAGGAGGCCGAGCGGGGACACCGCGCACCAGGCUCAGGAAGCCUCCCAAAACGAGGGCGACGGACAAAUGCAGCUGGUGACCAGCCUGUGA